GACGUCGGGAUAGGAAUUAGAGCUCGCUCUUGUCUGGCAGACUGUGGUGAGCAGCAAGUGAUAGCAACAACUGACGUUAGAAGUCGUUUGCCCACGAAACCAUCCUAAUUUGAAACGUGAGAGCGGUCUCUGAUUAGUAAAAGCGCUGAACGUCCCUCUGCUGGAGGUGAAAAUGACACAAAGGUAAGCAGCUGUGUGAGUGAUGCAAGGAGCGCCUGCUAGCUUGUUGCCUAGCCGCCUGUAGCUAAUGUUAUCCGGCAGCGCUGGACAACAAACUUUUUAUUAAUAUUGUCUCAUUAUGAUUAAAGUUGCUGCAAUACAGGUGUUAAAUUUUGUGGUCAGUUUGGUAAUUACUGGGUCAGUUGUCUCAAACCAGCGGGUAAAAUCUCACUAAGGGGGAUUUUUUCCACAGACAGCACAGAAAUCACGUUGCUGUAUCUUUUCAUGUGAGCCUUUACAUUUACAAAAGAUGGGUUUAAAAAAAUGCCUGUAAAAGUCAAUAUCUCUGUAAGAAGAGUCAGGGUGAAAUAGCCAUCAGAGAUGACAUGCCUGCAUUAGAGAUGACACACCUGCAGCCUGUAAUGUACAGUGAACAAAGAAAGGAAAAGUCACAGUGAGAUCACUAAUGAUCAUUUUACUGGAAACUCAGUGAUCAUGGACCAACCCAGAUUUGGCCAUGAAAUGAGAUCAUUCUUAUCAGUUCAGUUCAUUGUGUGAUCAGCUUAGAGGGUCAAACUGGAUGAAACACAGACAGGUUUCCUCUUCUCUCGCUAGUAUCUUUCUCUAUAUGCUCUUGAAAAUCACAUUGAAGUCAGGAACCAGUUCUGGGAAAUGUAUUAACGCUGCUCUUUUUUUCUGUGUCUUCAGAUGACUCACCAGUGACUUGGACACCAGUGAUGUGACAGAAUAUGAGGCUGGCUGAGGUCGUGAGACUCUUCAUUGCUUGUUAUGAUUCCUCCUUUAAGCACAUUAACUGUACAGACAUUCACAACAAACAUAUAUUAGAUCAUGUUUGUUGUUAUUUGCACGUGACACAUGACACUUAAAAAAAAAAACAAGCUACAUAAAUCAUUAUCUAGUUUGUUUUGAAUGGAUUCCAGCUGAUAACCAUUGCUGAUGAUGUCACUGGGGGAGCAAUCCCAAAAGUGGUUUCCAACCCAUGUCCAAGCCACUGUUCUUCAGGCAACAGGUUUACAGCCCAAGGGCAAAAAUGGCACCAAUGAUGCCUACACCAUCAUCCAGCUGGGCAAAGAGAAGUACUCAACAUCAGUGGCAGAGAAGACACUUAACCCUGUCUGGAGAGAAGAAGCCUCCUUUGAAUUACCUGGUUUACUAUUGGAGGGCAACCCAGAAGUGUAUGAACUCUGCCUUAUAGUGAUGCAUCGGUCCUUGGUUGGGAUGGACAAGUUCUUGGGUCAGACCACCAUCAACCUUAAUGAAAUCUUUGACAACAAAGAGAGAAAGAAAACUGAGUAAGUAUCAUCAAUUCAAGUAGCAAAUUUCAAAAAUACUUCUCUAUAAUAGACCAGCAAUGUGUAUAUUACCUGGAACAAUGGAGUUCUUUAUUUUAUUAGACUUAACUAUAAGCAGAAUCAUUUCCUAUGAUUUGUACACCUCCACUAAAACAUGUGUCUGUAAAUAAACCUGAUAUCUAUACAGACAUGGGGGUGCAUGGUGGUUUACAAUAUGACACCCACUUAAUGAUGCAUCAUCAGGUGAAGCCACAGUUAAAUCUUAAUCAUUUUUUUGCAGGUUUCUGGUUGACAUGUUCAUAUUGAUCAAAAAUUGUGCAGGAGAAAGUAAAAAGCAGACUUGAUAAGCGUCAUGAGUCUGUGUACUAACUAGUACUUAUACUCUGUGAUGUGUUUGUUGUAUUUCAUGUCACAAAAAUGACUGGAGAUUUCUUGUUUGUGUUUUUAAUUUUCAUAGGGCACUUCCAAUACUGUGUCGUUAGUAAAAAAAAAAAGAAUGAUAUGACCUCUUUUGUGCCCUGACCAGCCAUAAAAUCAUGUCACCUGGGCAGCUUAUGGAACCCAAUGCAACAGCCCCAACGUAAAGUCUACUAUUCUUAAGCUUUUACAGUUUGUCGUCAUGAUCAGACGGGUGAUUAUUGUGCUUAAUCUUGAUUAUUGAAGUCAUAGUGGUGUAAUGGUGCGCAUUAGAUUAAAGGAUGUUCCCUAUAUUUUCCUUCCCUCAUGAAUGUAGUGGACAAAAUCUGAGGAUGCUUGUUUUUAAUAUAACACUCUCCAGUACACCACCACCCUCUUUGUUUUCAAUAAUAUCUGUAAAGUACAACAUUAACCUGUCAGAUCCUGUCCACUAAAACGUAAUAAUAAAAAGCUCUCUGGACAUACACAGUAGAGCUGUUGAAUUGGUGUGCAGUAGACUGCCCAGGUGUUCAUAAUGUUAUGGCUGGUUGCUGCCGCCAAAACAUUAUGAACUUUUAAAGAAACUUAGUAUGCCUCCAGCUCACAGCCAUGAUGUGCUCUUGGUGGGGAAACAGACUUUGAAGAGGAAGUUGAGAAUAUUUUCAGAACUGUUCCAGUCAUAAGUUGAUCACAUCAUAGCAUGAGCUAAAUUUGUUGUUAUUGGUCAAAGCUCUCACAUGCUUCAUCCUCUUUUCCGACAAUACAUAGGGCUCAUUCCUUGUGUCUGACUGCUAUUCUUGUUUUUGGUUUAUGACCUAUAACCUAAGUCCUUUUGCAGCGUAUGAUAUGAAUGCCUCUGCACUGUCUUGUAGUCACAUUUCUGCUUGUCCCAGAGAUAUAAGAUUGAUCUGUUUGAAUUUAAAUCCCAGUAAAUAGAUGGACAAACUCACAGUUCAAACUGAAAUACAGAUAAAAUAAGAAGAAUUUUAUUUAGCUCUGAGGGGAAAUUUGAUACCUUCUUUCCUCUGCAGAAUUAAACAAAUUUACACAGCUCUUAAAGGUCAAGUUGUUCAUGUAUACUCAGUAAGGGACCGCAGAUUGGUUGAACUUGUCCAUCUUGUUGACCCUCUAUACUUGAGGCUUAGCCAUGAAAAGCCCUACAUUGUUGAGGGAUUAUUUUUAGCUUAAUCACUGCCAUGGUUAGCAGCAGUUGGUCUAAUUGAAACUUGUAGAGCUGGCCAAACAUGUCUUGUUAGUCACUCCCAUGCUUUUAGUUAUUUUCUAAAGAGUCACUGUUAAUCAAAAAUGCACUAAUGGCUUGUUUUGCGCAGACUUAACUUAUCCUCCAUUUAUACAAAAUUUCUCCAAAUGCUAUGGUCUUUGCAGCCAAAAUAAGCAUAUUAAAGAGGGGGUAUUGAGCAUUUUUUUCAGACUCUGUACUUCCUCUCUGAUCGCUCUUGAACAUCUUUGCAUGAUUUUCGGAUCAUUGAUACGCUAAAAUUUCUCACAGUGGUGUAGUAAAAUAUUAUUUUAGCCUCUGUCUGUAAACGCUUCGUUUUAGUUGCUGUCUCUUUAAGCCCCCCCCCCCCCACAUGAGCCUACUGUCCUCUAAUUGGCCACCUCUAUGGAAGCUUUCCAGUAAGGAGAGUCUAUUGCAAUGACAAUCAUUUUAGUGGGUCUUGCCUUUUCUUGCAGGCUCCUGUUUUGAGCAGUUAACAUCUAUUUUAUAAGAUUAUGAUGACAUAUGUUAACCUCGUGGUUUAAAACUUUGCAUACAUCGAGUAUGGAUACAAAACUUUGUAAUCUGCAGUUUUUGUGGUAAAUGUGGAAAAGCAUGAUACUGUAGUCCCCCCUGUAAGUAAACUGCAUAAAGAAGUGAUAUUUGCAGUUAGUAGUUGGUGUCUAUCUUAGUCAGUCCUUUCAUUCAAAGGUGAAUCAAAUGGGCUUUUAAGUGUCAAAUGAAAAGGGUUUUAGAUGACUGGAUAGAUAUAGAUUUGCAGGAUUCAUGACUGUAGUAGGACGCAAACACUGAUUACUUGGACCUGCAGUAGAACUCAUUUAUUGAAGCAUUUAUUGAAUUUGUAAAUAAUAAAUAUUAUCUGGACCCAGGGGUAGGGAAGAGCACAAUCAAUACAGAGCGUUUGAUUGUGUGAAGUUUUCUAGUAUAAGGCCUUGAUAAUUGGUUUAGUUUUGAUCAGUAGCUAUGUUAGCUAUGUUUACUUGCAUGCAUGAUCAGACACUGUUUUGUUCAACAGUUACUGUCAGGAUGCUCAGAGAGGUGUCACUUUGCUUCAGAUUUUACUGCAAAUGCAAGAGACAGCAGUGCACUAUGUAAAGGGACCAUUAGGGAGAAAACAAAUAGACUUCAAACAGACUUCAAACUCAAACAGACAUCUGUCCAAGAUACACCCAAAAAAGUUACAGAGGUGCUGAAACUAGGGGUACCUUUCAUCAUUCUUGUAAACUAUUGGUAAUGUUGACAAAUUUUGUCAAUCAAUCACUGUGCUCAAGAUGUUAUAAGGUAUUUCGAUAUUAUCACACCUUGCAGUGAUCCAUCUGUUGUAGGGUUUGUUAAGAGAGCUGUAAUGUGCAUAAAAUUAUAAACCACAGUGCUGUAACUUAGUUAAAAAGUUUCAGCUCCAGACAAACCAACAGAAUCAGUAACUGUGUUAGUGAAUGAAAUGUGUUUUAUACACGUCCAUAAAAUCCCACACAGUUACUCAGUAUUUUGAUGUCAAACAGCAAACUUGUCCUCAAAGGAAACAGUCUUAUCAGCUAGAGCUGAAUGAUUUGGGAAAAUAAUCUACUUGUGAUUUUUUUCCUCAAUAUUGCGAUAUAAUAUGUGAUUGUUUUUACAAGGUCCUCUUCUAAUGUAUUUUUCAAGACAACAAUAAACCAAUCUGCAUUAUAGUAAGCAGUAUCAGAUUUAUUAAACAUAAAUUGCAUGCAUGAAUUGCUGAAUGUAAUUUAUGGAGGUUGACAUGUGUGAUUCGAGGUUAUCAACUUUGGAAUAAACACACGUUCACAUUCUCUCCCUCCCUCCAACUCUUACAGUCUCUCUCUCUCACACACACAACCUCUCUCUGCGCACACGCAAUCAUGCACACACACAUGCACGUACCAUUAUAUACGUCAUGAUACGAAUCUACAUACCGAUAGCGAGAUGUAAAACACUGAAGUUGGGUCUAUUCAUUCAGCUGUGCUGCCAUCAUCUUGUUGGUUACGUUGUCCGUAGUUAUGCAGACAUGGUUUAAAGUUAAAGUGCUGGUCGCUGGUGUUUUAGCCAUUCAACUAUUUAACAUAGCUUUCUAGUGUUUUUUUAAGUGUUGAUAAAGGUUCGUAGUGUUACCUCCUGAUGUAGCAACAGUAGCACAGCAGGUUCUACACACAAUGUGCAGCAGCAUGUUUUUUAGGCAAAAUUAAUCCACACAACUGCUCUGCUGCCCCUCUUUGGUACUAAACAUUCUGCAGUAUCAGCUUCUGUAGUGCACUAGGGCCAUAAUACAGAGCGCAGCGUUGACUUCUCUCCCUGCCUGCUCUGCUGCGCUCCGCUUGCAGAUCACGUGACCAGAAAAUAUCUCAACCUUUGUGGUUAGAAAAUCUCGUUUUAAACACAAUUAAUCGUUCUGCCCUGUUAUCAACAAUAAGGACUCAACUUGGACUUGAGCUGUGGUGACUCAGUGACAACACUAAUAUAUAACUGGAGUCAGUGGUUGACCAGUAUUGUUGCUAAAGCUGGUCGCUGGACUGUUGGUCAAUCUUUGGAGCUGGAAUGAUUUUUUAUUUUUUUUUGUAAGUGAUAAAGUACAACACUUAAAUGAGAAGAACAACCCAACAAAAACAAAAUAUCUCUAGUUAAAUGAUAAUUUUAUUAUAAUUUGCCUUCCUUGGCAUUUAACCAGGAAGAAUUCUCUUGGAUAUCUGUCCAACAAUCUUGUGUCAAUAAACUAGAAAAAAAUUCAAGUUAAUAAAUACUAAUAUUCUUAAAAAUGAAGGAACAAACAAAAUCAAAACAAAAUCAUUUACCAGUCUUUAGUUCCAUGCACAUUGCAAUCUUACAUAGACAUUUAUUUGUACAUUUGCACUAAGAGGGAUUGUACUUAAUUGCAUUGUAAAUGUAGAAUGACAAGAAACAUACUCUAUUGUAUUCUAUCAUUUUAUCUUUUAACAUGGAUUUUAAUUACUUUAUGAAUUGGUAAAACACAAAGGGGUAUGCAACAGAUUUCAGACAUGAGAAAUAUUAAUGACAAAAUCUGUAUAAAACUGCAUUACACCAUAAAUUAAACUCUGUAAAAUAUUAACCAGAAAUGGUUUGAGAUUUGAUAUUCUGUCAUCUAGCGCAAAACUUAUCAUUUAAAAAAUAUGAUGAUUGGAAAAAUUUGAACAAAUAGUUAUAGCAGGUUGCACAGCACAUAUAGUGAAGGGUAAAGGCUCAAAACUAAGUUUAUCACCACCCUCCUAACAUUGUUCACCAGCUCCCAUACAAACAGACAUUCAUUUAUUUUUCCUAAUAAGCUUUGUGAGUGCAGGUAUUGGCAUAAAUUGCCACUUUUUUGGCUGACCAUUUGUACUUGGCUAAAAGUUGUGCUAUGAAUCCUUACAAAUUUUUUAAUGCUUCAUGAAUGAAACACUUUGAAAACAUGAACAAAAUAAUCCAGUUCGGUAUGUUUUUCAGCCAGAAGAAUCACAAUCAGUGAUAAUUAUGGGUUUUAUUAGUUUGAGGUAUCUUUAAGAAUAAGAGUAAGAUCUUUAUGAAGCACCCUGAGGCCUUUCACUUGACCUGCAGCCCCUGAUGUGCUCACAUGGCUUGUUGGUCCAGUCCCACACUGCAGACUCAGUGGACAGUGGUGCUCAGACCAAUGAUAGUUCUCGACACUCCACAGUGGGUCUGUGUUCACCACUGCCCAUCUGCAGUGUUUUUGAACUUGACACAUUAGGGAGGAAAGUCUACCAUGAUAUCUGACUAGGCAGCCCGUAAUUAUCGUACACCUGUGUUUGUUGAUUGUGAGAAGUUUCCCAGCGGCCUGCACCCAAGUGGGAGGAUUGUGGUUCCAAGCACAGGCAGGUUUAUCUUGGCCUUGAAACUCACGUGAGGAACACUCUCGGCCCCCACGGCAGUGGCACACUGUGGCUGCAGAUCAGACUGAGCACUGCACGCAGCCUGGGAAUCAGACCCAGCUGGGCCUUUCAUGACUGAGCUCAAUGACUUGGCUUCUGACAGUUCAAAAUACCAUUCAACAGCUGCAGUUGUUCAACAGCCGAUACCAGCCGUUGUUCUGGAUUUAGCUGACAACUGAUUUUCACGCUGAAAUUCAGGGGGUAUAUCAGUGUCCAUCGUAACACAGUAGGAAGUGACAUUGUGUGAAAACCAAUACAUCUUUGUGACUAAAUUGAUUAUACAGGUUUAGGAACAAUGCAAGUCUUUGCUGGGCUUUAGAGAAACCUCCUGUCACUCAUAUUGGUUUACAGAAACAGUAAACAGUGCAUUACAACACUCAGUGAUGCAGCCCUGUUGUGGUAAACCAAGAGACCUCAUAGCUCACAUGUCCCAUAGAGGAGUCUGGUACUUCAGGGUUUAGCCAGGCUCUGGAUAAACAUUACAACUGCCGUGUGGGCAUGAAUACAAGCCUCUUACCAUCUUACACAAACAGAAUCUAUUUGAUAGGGCAGCUCCAUUAUGGCAAAAACCCUGAUCACAGUCAUGUUGAUUUGUAUUUAUAUCACAAUUAUUAAAAGCAGUUACCCAUGAUUUCACAUCUGCAUCACAUGCAUUUAGGCAGCUUACAAUUUCUUAAAAACUUAAAACUCUUUAACAAACACAAGAGUGGUUCAAAAACUGUUAAGUCUGUUGUUUUGUUUAGUGUUUAACAUCUGUUAAAGCAUCAAGAUGCAUGCACCUGCUCCUCUCCCUGCUCUCCUCCCGCCUCCUCCUGCUCCUCUCCUCUCCCUGUUCUCCUCUCUCCUCUCCCUGCUCUCCUGCUCCUCUCAUCUCUUCACUCCCUGCUCUCCAUCUCCUCUCCCUGCUCUCCUCAUCUGCUCCUUCUCCUCUCCCUGCCUUCUGCUCAUCUCCUCCUGCUCCGCUCCCUGCUCUCCUCAUUUCCUCCUGCUCCUCUCCCUGCCUUCCUCUCAUCUCCUCCUGCUCUGCUCCCUGCUCUCCUCUGUCCUCCUCUUCUUCUUCUUCCCUCUCCUUCUCCUCCUCCUGCUCCUCUCCCUGCCUUCUUCUCAUUUCCUCCUUCUCUGCUCCCUGUUCCCCUCUGUCCUCCUCCCGCUCCUUUCCUCUCUCCUUUGCAUGAAAAGAGACGCCAUUGAUAAAGUUCGAUUGUCCAUUGUUUGGUUGAUCAUUUGUUUGUGGCAUUUUCUUUGAUUUUUAGUUGAUAUUGAUGAGUGCCUUACGCAGGUGAAUAGAAGUUUAUUUUUUGCACUUAGAAAUAACAGAAAUUGUUUAACUUAUAAAAUCAAACUUAAAUACACCUCAGUGAAUAAAAGGUGAUACCUUAAUUUAAAUCAUUUGAUAGCAUGAUUUGAUAACCUAAUAGUAAAUAUUUAAUACAUGAAGUAAUCACAGGGUAUUUACUGCUUUAGAGUUUAAUAAUAAUUUAAAAUAAUUCAAUGUAUAAUAAAAAUAGUUUAAAAUGUGUAGCAUUGUAUCAUUUAAUAGUUAGUUCUUGUUAUAUAAAAAUACUUGCUUUGAUAGAUCAUAAAUAAACAUAGAUAAUUGCAUUCUAUGAUGAUAACCUAAACUAAUCAAUUGUUUAAAAGAACUCACUUUUCUUAGAUGUAUGUACACAUCUUUUGAGGAGUUGAAUUUGAGUGUUUGGGUUUCAAAGCUGUUAAUAGAAAUUAAAGAAUUCAAGAAUCAUAGACACUUGCAGAUGAGAGAUUUUAUUAUAUUUAUUUACACCUCCAGAACUUUAUUUACUAACAUGUAUUCUUUCUCCUAUUUCACUUCAAUGUUAGUAUCAACCUAUUUCAUCCAGUGUUUAAUAAAGCUGUGAAGCUGGAAUAAAGUUGUCCCACCGUCCUCUGUUGCUUCUCAGCCUCUCAAGUUCAGACAAAUCAAAAAGAACUUGACAGAUCACAAGAGCCUUACCCAGGUAUUCCACCGCGUGCAGAUCCACUCCGCUCCGGAACCGCAGGCGGAUCAAUUACGCAAGCAUACAGCGCCCACCGGAUCCGAUCCACUGCAGCAAGCGGAGGAGAAGUGCUUGCGAUAUUACCGAUAUUUCUCGCAAGACUGGACAAGAUCUUGCAUGUUUCACCAUGAGACAUUGAAUAAGACCGGCGGUGUAUAUAAACACCUACAUUUCAACGUAUUGACUUUAUUUUAUAUUGAAAAUUAACCAGAUAUUUUACUCUGUAGCCGCAUACAACUUCUGCUGCCACUCAUGCUGCGCUGCACUGAAUUAAUGCGUUGUGCUGCAGCGUCCGAAAAAAUAGAAGCCUUGCGUAUCUGAUCCGACUGCCGGAGUGGAUCCACAGCGGCAGACGGAUUGUGUGGAAUUGCACACAUUGAUUAUAAUGCUUGCGUAUUUGAAUUGCCUUCCGUUCCAGAGCAGAGCACAGCCGCUCCGUAUCCUGUGGAAUUUAGCCGUAACUGCUGUAGGGCUAAUGUCGAGGUAACUGAAAGGAAUGACACCUCUAAAGUUAGCCUCCACAACAACACUUGUGAAAUGCUUAACAAUGGGAUCAUAUUAGGAGUUCACUAUUAAUUUUGAUAGCAUCAAGCAUCCUCUGAGAUUUUAGACAUAACACAUGGACUGACUAUUGACACCAUCUGGUCUGGUCCUGGUUUCCUAAAGAACAUUGUUAUAAGCUCUCUUUCACAGUGAAUGGGCCUCAUUAGCAUAUAUGAAGUGUUUGCUUCCCCAGCUUUGUAGUUUCCCUGUUGCUGAAUGGUGCAUAUCUGAACAAAGGCCAGAUUUGUGCAAAUGCCACUUUAUUUUGCUCAGAGUGAAAGCAUAAAUCCCAUUACCUCCAAUUGAAAGCAUAGUUUAAACAAGUAGGAUCCCAAAAGCAGGCUUGAAUUAUCUGUUCCAUUUCGCAGCAGGCGAUUUCUUUUGCUCAGUGUGCAGAGAAGCAAAUGUAUUCUCCAAACUGUGUUCAAAUUACAUUUGCCUGUGUCAAACUAUCUGUUCUAGCUCCUGCAUUUGUACAUAGCUUUUUGAUAAGUGUGCUUUAAUUAUCCUCUUGUUGUGGGAAAAGAGAAGUAGGAGCACAUUUAAAAGCACAGUUUACUUGAGUGGGGUUGAAUGCACUUGACCUCAUAACGAUGCUAAAUCCUUUUGAUUAACAAACUUUUCUGAAAUCCUUUAAAUUCUCAUAUUGGAUUUCCUGUCCUCGGUUUUCAGAUGGUAUCCCAUAGAGUCUAAACCAGGGAAGAAAAGGAAAGAACGAGGUCAAAUCCAAGUCAGCAUCCAGUUCAUGAGGAACAACAUGACAGCCAGCAUGUUUGACCUCUCCAUGAAGGAGAAGCCCCGCUCCCCUUUUUCAAAACUGAAGGACAAAAUGAAGGGACGUAAACACGACAGCGGCUUAAGUGACACAUCUUCAGCCAUCCUGCCUCGCUCUGCUGUGUGUGACUCUGAGCCUAAACGCCAGCCCCUAGAACCACAGUCCCAGCCCGAAGUUAAGAUCAAGAGGCCACUACUCGCUGGGACCCACAAACUCUCUGCAGCCCAUUCCAUGUCAGAUCUCAUUGGGACCCACUUUCGACCAAAACUAGACUCCAUGAACUCCAUUGAAGAGACGGGUGAGGAGCAAGGCUUUCAAUUUUAGUUUGGGGGGAUUUGAAUUGAAAAACUUCUUGGGCUUGCUGCAGGUCAUCAGGGACUAGAUAAAGAUUAUUUUGGUGACACCAAAUGGAUUUCUUUACCAACUGAUUCUUUGGUGAGAAUUUAGGGAUUUUAGCAUUUUUAACUUUUUAUUUCUUUGUCAAAAGAAAGAGGACAAAAAAGAGAGGGGCCUCUGAAAAGUUACAGUGAAAUCUGGAUAAAAGGUCUUGUUCUUACACGCAAGAACAUGAUGAUAUUGGCUCUAGAUGCAUAGUUCCAGCUGGCCCCUUCCUUUAAGUAAAGUGAUUCACAAACACAAGGUCAUUUACACCGAUCACACCUAAAUCCACAUGAAACCAGCACAGAUGCAUAUUUCUUAAUUUAGAGUUUUAUUUGUUGAAUUCUUGAGAAACCAACCAUAUCAUAAUUUGACAGCAUGCUUUUGUUUCUCUUCCAGGGAUCACAGGCGGCCCUCACAAGCGUUCCCAGAGCGAGGUGCCAGGCUACCAGGAUAGCGAGGUACACAGUGACCCUUUCACUGAUAUCGGCGAUACCCUGCCACAAAAGUAUGCCACGCUCCCACGCAACCGCAACCCAUUUGAGGGGGAGCACGGGCAGCUGUGGGACCGGGCCGAGCGGAAGGAGAAAAAGGAGAAGGUCAGCCUACUAGAACGUGUAACGGGGAAGAAGGAAGGUCGCAAGACCAACGGGGGGCGUUCGGGUAGCUCCGGAGAUCUGCGCUCUUCCAACCCCUUUAGCGGAGACUCGCAAGCAGACACCAACCCGUUCACUUCCACCUUCAAAUCCAGGUAGUCACUCUGUAUUUGGUGGAGUUCAUCAGAUGAAAUCACAUCACACUGCUCUUCCUCAGCGUUGCAUCAUUUCACAUAGUUGCACUCUGUCAUUCACUCUGUCAACUUACAGCAUAACAGUUAUUUCACAUUUAUAGAUCAAUGUUGUUUCUCUUAGCUGAUACAGAAAAGGGAUAAAGAUGAUCAUAAAAACAUAAAAUGUUAAAGCAGGUGGGCAUAAUGGAUAUCUGGAUAUCUUCUCUAUUUUUAUUGUACCUACAAGCUGUUCAACUUUCCAGUAGUACAUGUACAUUUGUUAUUCUGUAAAUCUAAUUGACUUAAUAAUGACUUAAUAAUUUUAACCUUUAACACUAUUUAGCCUUUUUAAAGAGGCACUGACAGCUGCAUGGAUGAUGCAGACAAGUAGAGAGUUCAGGAGGAGUGACAUGUUCCUUCAUAAAACUCAUAGGAUAAUAAAAAACAUAAAAAAGUGAAUAUAGUUCUUCUCUGAGUUUGGUUUGUUUGGAUAGUUUUACAUUUUCUAUCAUUGAGAGUGCAUGUGGUACUUCAUGACUAACUUUCCACAACCCUGAUGACAUCAAAGAAGUGUCUAAACUGUUGAUGAGAACAGAUUUGGUCUAGUCUAGAGUUCAAUCCCCACUCUUAUGGAGUGUCAUGUUAAGAUAAGAUAAACCUUUAUUCAUCCCACAGUGGGGAAAUCUGCUGUGUUAAAGCAGCACAGCACAGCAAACAUAGAAGAAUAAGUCACUGCACACAGUGCACAGAUAAUUAUUAAGAGUUAACCUAGACCUCUUCAAAAAAGAGAAAAAAAUGGAGGCGUCAAUAACAACCAAAGACUAAAGCGCUUCUACACAGUGAAUAAGUUCCUCUAGUUUUUCUGUUGUUGAUUUUUUCCUCAUUUUUAUAUAUAAAAUAUUUUGUCUAGGUCUAAGUCAACUUUUUAUAAUAAUCUGUGGACUGUCUGCUUGAAAGUUAUAUCACAAUUUUCUCCAUUCUUGAAAUGUAGUAUCAGCUCUAAUGGAAAUGAUCUGCAGACAACACUUGCAUGCAUCUCUGCAGCAGCAGGGGAUCUUUCUCUCUUUCUGUGUUUUGAUCAUGACACUAAGACAUUCUCAUGCUUGUUGAAUACUUGAUGGACUGAAGUGUAGUAUCUGAUCUGUCCCAUUUUAUUGUCAGUGUUUUUCUGGUUGAAAACUUACAGAGAGGGUGCUCCAUGUAUUUCGUGUCUUACAUAAAAGGGUUUGUGAGUACUGUGGCUAUAUUCUGGUUUAACUGAGUGGAAGGUGUCAUUAGUGGCUCUUCAGAGUGCUUGGGUUUGAUAACAGAGCCCUCUGAGCUAUGGUAAUGAGAUCCUCCACAGAGAUAGACCACCCAAUUAACCACUUAUCUUUGUAGGCACUAGUCUAUCAUCUUUACUGCCUUUGUCACACAGCAGCUCAGUGGUCAUUUCAAAUCUGCUGUAGACGAUGAUUUAUAGACUUCUAUUUAUUGAUGAAUACAUAUAGUGUCAUUAAAAAACACGCCAUAUUUCAUAUUUUGUUCCACAACUUAAGGUAUAUGUAUAAUGGUGAUAAUCAUGUCAGAAAUAUCCACUCCAUGUAAGUACUGACAUUGUCUUUGUUUGUUUGCAGUGAUAAAAAGUCAAGAAAUGAAGAAAUAAUCCUCGGCCAGAAAAAGAAGGACAUCAAUGGCAAAAAACCUGUAAGAACGCUGACCUGUCCUGUGAAAGGAAAUGAUCUGUCUGAAGAUGUUGUUGCACAUCAUUAGUUUGACUGCAGAGUGAUUGAGAGGGCAGGAGAGAAGACGUGUGUCAUUCCUGCGCCUAUAUUGUGAUACACAUUUUUAAUUGGGGACCUGUUGUUAAGUUUUACAAAGCAGCUGGUGACCCCUGGGGGCUCUGAAAUUCAGAUGUGUUAUUUGCCUAAUUGGACAAUUUGGUCACCAUGUCUGAGCUGAGUUUAAUUUGAGGUGGUGUGAAAGUUUGGUCUUUAAGGUCAGUCCUUGUUUCUCUCUGAUUUCAGACAGAAAAAAGAGAACUAUCACUAGUUAUUCUUCCCAAUGAUUGGGACACAUUUAGGUUUAGUUUCAGUUUUAUUGUCAUUUGUCUAUUAUUUACUUACGUUUCUUAAUGUAUUUAUUUUACACAUAAGAAGGGCUAGUAAUUGCAGAAUGGAUGAGGGAGCUGUUGGUGUAGUCGCUUCAGUGACACCUAAAUGAGAGAGAGAGAAUGCUGAUAAUGGCUUUCCUCACCUUCCUUUGUGAGUGUUGAGGGCUUCCGGUAUCCACAUUUUCCGCCGUUGUAUGCUGCAGUGGCUUACAGAAAUGGCAGAUCCCUUUUCCUUUGCUCCAAGGCCCUAAUUAACCAAACACAUGGGGGACAGAGAAGUGGGAGAGAUUUCAAAGAACCAGGGCUUUUAGAUUCUCAAAGCUGAGCUCAUUAGAAACUGUAAUGACACAACUGGAGAAUGCCAAGUGUGUGUGCCUUAUCUUCUCACCACUGAUCGCAGAAAAAUGGUCAUCAUUACUUUGCCAAUUCAUGGUAAUUUCCAGGCCUUUGUCAACAUUGACUAAAGCUUAUUAAUAUUAUGCAGUGUGUAGAGGCAGAGCACAGACACGGGGACAUGCUUGUAAGUAAAACCACAUCACAUAGGGCUUGAAGUUUUCUUCUUUGCACUCAUGGCUGAAUGCAGUACCUAUCCGUGACAUGCUCUUUCUGGGGGGGGGGGACAAAAAACAAUAAUUCUUACCUAUUCCUGAAGCCCUCCUCACUUUGGACAUCUAAUCAGAGGCAAAUAUGUUAUUUUGAUCUGUGUUGCCCCAUGGUAGCCUUUAUACUGUUGGAGGCGAUAAGGUAGUGGUACGCGGUCACACACUGACUCUUUUUGCACAGUCUUUCUGCGUCAGUAGUGGCUUGAAUGCUGCAUGGGAGUCAAAGCUGAUAAGUGUGGUAUUUUAAAUAGGAUGAAGGCUUUGCUGCCCUGCCCGCCCAAGGGAGGAUGCCCAGCACUAAAGUGAUGAAGUGGCCCCUCAUUAAAAAGGAUUGCAGUUUUUACUCAUGCAAUAUGAUCUGCACAUACCUUACAACUGAUCUUCAGCCUAAUAGGUUGUUCUUGAAGAGCAGAGCUGAGCUGGGGUUGCAUUAAAUAUUCAGUUCUUUAGAAACCUCUGUAUCAUGACGUUUUGAGAGCUUGGUUUACAUCUAAAUUCCUAAACCUUCUCUGUGCAGACAGACUGUGCUCUGAGAUCAUUGAAACUCAAAAAAAGCACCUGAGCAUCAGUUAAAUUACUCUUGGUUCAUUAUUAACACCCCAAAACAGUCCUCACAUGUCAGUGCUCAAUCUCUUGUUUAAUCUCAUUUAAAUGCCUUUUUAGCCUCAUUAGCCUUUUUAGCAAUAAAGAAGGGGUUAACACAUGGCAACUUAAAACACUGAAGACAUUAUAGAGUUAUGGUAGAAAACCUGAACUGUUGGGCAGCUAAAACCCUGACUCCAGCUGGAGUAGGGCAACUUUCAGCAGUCAUGAUCAUCACUCCAGAAACUGGUGUCCUCAGCUCUGAAAUGAUGUUAAAGGAAGAGGUGAUGUAACACAGCAGUAAACGUGCCUCUAUCCCUGUCCUUUUUAAACAUGUCGCUGGCAUCAAAUUUAAAUUCUUGUAUCAGUGUGCCAAUGUUUUGGAAUUGAGGUUGUUAAUAGACUAUUUCCUUUUUGCAUAACAAAGACAUUAUUUUCAGAAUUUUAUGUGUCAUAUGCUUUGUUUAAUUUUGUCAAAUAUUUUGGUCUCCUUUUUGAUGUUUUUUUCCCCAUUUGUUUUUUUACAAACAUCUAUGCCCAAUCUUCUCAUCAUAAAUACUGUAACCUUAUUUAGAUAUUAAGAUUAAGCAUCAACUAAUAAUCAGCACGGCCAAUAAUAUCGGCCGAUAUUCGGCAUUUUUACAAUAAUCAGCAUCAGCUAUUUUUUUCUUCCACUGAUAGCCGAUAAAAUACAUUUAUUUUAAAAUGUGCUAGUUUGGCUCUUACACAAUUGCUUCUUCAUUCCCAAAGUCACCACUCUUGGCUCUGCAACAUUUCCCGCCUAGCCUGGCUGGGCGUUCCAGUUGCGUGAAUCACUUGCCGUUCCUUCUCACAACAGUCUGGACUUCGGCCAAUUGGGAGCCCUAAAAGUGGGCGGGAGCACUUUCCUUGAUAGACAGACUACUGUAACCAGUCACCGUAACCAAACAUCUGACGUCAUCACAGUGCGCAACUUUGUUCCCUGCUGGGCUCUCAAGCAUCAAGUAAAGGUUUGGUAAUAUUUCAACGUGUGCGAGCAAACAAUGUCUUUUACGUCUUCUUCUGCGGAUAUAAACGAUAUCUGCCGACUUUGCAAAGUCAACUGCAGAAUUUACGGCGUUCUGAAUGAACGGGACUUUGAAAAGUCCCGCAGCAUGUGUUAGACGGCACAUCUACACAUGGACCAAUCAGGGGCUGCCUUUCCCUGUUGUCCGGGGAACAGUGGAAACACAGUCACUGAUUGGCCCGGUUAUUUUCUGAUUUCUAAUACAUGCUUCCAAUUGGCCGAAGUCCAGACUGUUGUGGGAAGGAACAGCAAGUGAUUCACGCAACUGGAUGGCCUAGCCAGGCUAUAUCCCGCCUACAGUCCCCACUGAUUGGCUACACAGACAGCCAAUCAAUAGAAUAGAAUAGAAUAUUCCUUUAUUGAUCCCCCAUGGGGGAAAUUUAUUUUGUCACAGCAGCAUCACAGACAAAGAGUGCAAAAAUGCAGUUAUAAAAAUAAAGAUCCUAAUAUUAAGAACUUAAAUGUAAUAAUUCAGAAAAAAUUUGAAAAAGGGAGAAUAAAAAUAAAAAGUAUCUACAAUAUACACAAUUUAAAUGCCAGAAAAAAGUGGUGGUGUGAGUCCAGUUAUUAUUACAGUUCGUUGUAAAGUCUUAUUGCAGAAGGGAGGAAUGACCUGCGGUAGCGCUCUGUCUUGCAGGGUGGAAGUGUCAGUCUGCUGCUGAAGGAGCUGCUUAAAGCCCCCACAGUCUGGUGCAGUGGGUGAGAGGGAUUGUCCAUGAUGGAUACAAGCUUUGCUAACAUCCUCCUCUCACCCACCUCCUCCAGGGAGUCCAAAGAACAGUCCAGGACAGAACUGGCCCUCCUGACCAGUCUAUUCAGUCUCUUCCUGUCCCUCUCGGUGCCCCCUGCCCCCCAGCAGACCACUGCAUAGAAAAGUGCAGAUGCUACCACAGAGUCAUAGAAAGUCCCGAGCAGAGUCCUGCACACUCCAAAGGAACUCAGUCUCCUCAGCCAGUGGAAACACAACUUUGGCCCUUCUUGUACAAGACGUCUGUGUUGGUUGACCAGUCCAGUUUAUUGUUGAGGUGGACACCCAGGAAUCUGUAGGACUCCACCAUCUCGAUGUCCAGACCCUGUAUGUUCACUGGAACAGUCUGAGGUGUCCUCCUCCUGCAGAAAUCCACAACCAUCUCCUUUGUCUUACUGGCGUUUAGCUAGAGGUGGUUUGUGCCACACCAGUUGACAAAGUUACUGAUAACAGUCCUGUAUUCCCGCUCAUCCCCUGACAAUACAGAUCCGACGAUGGCUGUGUCAUCAGAGAACUUGUGGAGGUGACAGCUCCCAGAGUUGUAGCUGGAGUUUGAAAAUACUCAAGCUUCUAAGUGCAGCUCCACAGUGUGGGAGAGAUGUGAGACUCCUGUUCCUUUCACUGAUGUUUAUUAACACCGUAGAACUAAAAGCUCAAGUAAACAAAUUAAAAGCCAACAUCAGCUAUGGUAAUCAUUCCAUGAAUGGCAUUGUUAAGCACUAUAGCCAAUAAAGAAUACACAGAGUAAUACAGACCACUUUAGCCUGUUUCUCAACAAAUGGCAGUCAUUCCCUCGAGGCAAUCUUCACAGUCAAAACUAAGAUCUUUCAACUUACACGUCUCAUGAAACCACAUGCCUACAGUUAUAACAAACAACAUGAAGCAUGGAGAAAUAAAGCAAAAGAAACAAGCUAGCAGGUAACACCACGGCUCGAGGUGGUUCAUGGUGUUUGUGGCUGUGUCCGAAAUGAAUCACUCAAUCCCUAACCCCUAACCCCCAUAUGGGGUUUCACUAUAUAGCUGACUAUGUAGUGAGUUCAAUCACCGGAGGUUUCAGACACUACAUGGCAAGACGUAAUGCAUGACGGGAUGCCCACCACGGGUGAGUGACCAUCUGACGGUCACUACAUUUUGCAAUGCUCUAUGGGAAAUUUUGAGUCGCCUAUAUGGGGCAUUGGAAUGGAUCACUCAGGUUUCGGACACCCCUCAAAAUGGCGCUAACCCCCAUAUAGUUGCCUAUAUAAGGGUUAGGGAUCCAUUUCGGACACAGCCUGUGAAUCUUAUGGCAUGUGAAUCUUACGGCAUGUGCUACUUCUGGUUCUUUUCUUAUUUCAAAAUAAAAGGCCAAUCGGUUCUAAAUAUCAGUUAUUGGUUUCCUUGAUGACUAAAAAUCUGUAUCAGCCCUAAAAAAAAACAUAUCGAUCAAUCCUUAAUAUAGAUAUUAUAUAUGUUGUCUGUUUCAGGUCACACAGGAGAGUGCAGCUGCCUAUAGCAACCUAACUUUUGAGGAAAUCGUCCAGGAACUCAUUAAGCAGAAGGAAGUGGUUAAGAAGAAAGACGCCCACAUAAGGGAGCUGGAAGACUACAUCGAUAACCUGCUUGUGCGCGUCAUGGAGGAGACCCCGAGCAUCCUACGGACACCCUAUGAGCCAAAAAAGAAGGCUGGUAAACUCAGCAAGAAAUAAAAUGAAACAAAGAGAAGCAGAGGGGAAGUUUAAAGAUGAAGACGUAGAGGUGGCUCAAGUACUGUGUGUUUAAAAACAGAGGUAUGGGAUUAAUCCAAGCCAAAUUUAUGAUUAAGUUAUAUCAUAGCUUCAGAAAAGUUUUAAACUGCAAACAUGUUGAUUUUUUGAGGAUUUCUCUCCUUUUUUUUUAUUUUAGUUCAUACAAGUUAGUUUGCUCUAGUUUGGGCCCAAGAUUCAUUCCAAUAUUUCCCCUUAAUUUAGGAGAUGUUGUUGUGUGCCCUUUUUAGGAUAUUAAAACAGAGAUGAUUAGAGAAAAUUAUCUGCUGUAUGAAGAAUCAUCUCAUACAUGUUCCUUACAAAGGUUAGGUUUCACUAGUGUGUGUGUCAACUCUUAAAGCUACAUAGAUCUGUGACACUUACACCACUGAUAUCUGCUCAGAAAUCCUUAAGGUGCAUAUAGAUUAAGGUUGUCAAAAAUUUUGAUACUCCAAUACUUUUCAAUGAAACAUGCUUUAUAGUAUCAAAACGCACCAAAGCAUUUGAAGAAAGAAACGAUCCACACUCAUAUUUUCAACCAGAUGCUGCCGCAAGAGACUGAAAGUAAGAGAGCAAGCAGCACUGGUCAGAGACACAGAGACAUAGAGACCCAGUGAGUGCUGGUGAUGAAAAGUUGUUUAAAGCUAAAAAAAAAAAAAAAAAGAUGAAGAGUUAAUUUCUGUUUUUUUUUUUUUGUUUUUUUUUCCCACCAGCGGUGACACUCUAGAUAUAACAAACAGGUCCACAGCUAAACAUCAUCAUCAAGAGGGUGAAGGAUAUGGUUUGCUCGCAGCUGAAGUUUUUCUUGCUUGCUGCAAGUGUCUCUCAGCCACGCCCACCAACACAGUUGUUACAAUAGUCUCCUCAUACAUAGGUUGGCUAAUACCAAUGUUUUCUUGAGUGCUUUAGCAUUUACCUGUCAUGAAGAGACUUGUUAGGUUGAUGGCCUUAACCAAAACUUCAAAUCCAAACAAAUACUGUUGCAGAUAUGACGGUUGCCCUUGCAGUUGCCAAUCAAAGGAAAGCUGUUCUUCUUUUGACGUGAUUGUGAAAAUGCUAGCUCUUAUGCUUGACUACCUGUUAACAGGCUAACAACUGAAAAUAUCAGCUGUUAACUCUCGUUACUCAACUUCUAGCAGAAGCAAAGGUCUGUGAAAAUCACAAAGUUUGUGAAAAGGUGAAAAUUAACCCUGAAAAAUUACAACAGUGACAUUGGGUGGUACGCCAAUUUUAACAUAUUCAAUUCAUGUUGUGGUUUUGGUGCAGCUCUUUAUUUUUGGUUUUUGUUAUGUAAUGUUGAAAACUCAUUAACUCUCUGCUCCUUGUCCUCUUCCAAGUUCUUCCAUCUUUAAAAAUGAUGCACUAAGACAACCAGUAUUUAAGGAGGUCUUUACACCUACUCAGAACUUGAUGUAAGAUUGAAGUUGUGACUGGUAAACUCCAUCUUCAAUCAGAAAUGAUGUCUGAACUUCGAUUUAACUUACAGCUGGUGCAACCCAGUGUUAAUCCCUGUGUGUUUUCUAGACAGUUGACAGGGAGCUUCUCAGCACUAUACAAUAACCAACAGACGUCAAAGUGUUGUAAUGUCUGCAAACACCACCACACACUUCCCCUCCAUUUGAAUGAUGCUUGAGGGAAAUGUGUACUUUAGUCAUAAAUAAUUUUCAUGAAAAAUCUGAUUGAUUUAGCUUUUCAUUGCUAUCAACAGUUUGCCAGGUUUGUUUUUUUUUGUGACUUUGCUGCAGAUUAGAAAUCAAACUUUACCAAAACUACUCUUGUUAGUGCCAAGGAGUUCAUUUUUGUUGCUGUGAUAGAAACACUAUUUUAUUUCACAGGUUUGGUAUUGAAAUGAAAUUUCUGGUAAUGUCAUGACGCUUAUUUUAGAGCCAAACACUUGUUUACCAUUUCUUUUUUUAAGGACGGUCAGGCCUUCGAUGAAACUAAGCUGCUGAUCAUGUGUUUAUGCUUCAACUGUUGGCCCUGAAGUACAUCGAACAGGCUACAGAUGUGGAUGAAAUCCUCGUUCUUACUUGAUAGCCUCAGUGUCUUAUUGUUAUUGUCCGUUAAACUGAAAGAGAGUUUUAGAAAGCAAACAAACAUUCCUGUUUUCAGCUGCUGAUUUCACAGACUUUAUUUGGCUGUCAUUGAUGGCCAUCACCUUGUUUCUAAGGGUCUAGCACUCAAAAACUUUACUGACUUUUAAGUGCAAUAAUCACACCUUUUGUCCUGUUUACACUUAGUCACAUCUCUAAAUAUUGAUUUGAUUCUCUGGAAGAGUGGAGAUGGUUGUUACUGUUUCACUGAACAGCCUUUAUCUCUAAUACAGAUUGUAUAUCUGGUACCUGCUGGUCUAUGUGGAUUGCAAUGAACAAUCAUUAUUUAUAAAUAUUCCAUUGCUCAUUAACUCAUAAAAAUGUGUUUAUUUAUACGUUUGGUGCUGAAUGGUGAAAAUGUUACUCAAUCCCAUACCCCCCUAAACCCCCCCCCCCCCCCCCCACACACACACACACACACACACACACACACACACACACACACACACACACACACACACACUAAAGUAAAGACAGAGUUAUUGCCUUACUGUAAUUUGCAUCAGCAUAGCUUUUGUACCCUGAAAGUCUGGAUUUGAAUGAGUGACAUACUGUGCCUCAGUGUACUGGAACUGUUUUUAAAGUUCAUAUAUGUAUAAGGUACAUGUUUCCUUCAGGUUUCCAGAGUUCUAAUGAGAAUAGUUUCCUCAUUGUUCAAGAUAAACACCCACUCAGUCUCACUGAGGUCACAAAUAUUUUUGACAGUUUAUGUCAGCUUUUUUCUUUGUCUUUUUAAAUGUGUUGUCAAUCUGUGAUGCUAAUGUCACAGUAACAGCUGUUGUUUUCAUGAUACUCUUUUUUUAUUGAACAUUUGCUGAGCUGCUGCAGAGUUAGCAGUUGGACUGCACUGCUGGUACUAAAAUGAACUAAAUGACUACUUACAGGUUAACCAAGACUUUACUAUCUUUACCUUGAUUGUACUGGAUGUUUAACUAAAGUAUAAUAGCCUGUUUUAUGUUUUGGCUAUCAUUUUUAUUUGUUUACUGCUUUUGCACAGAAAUCAGCUGUACAGAGCUGGACAUGCUUUAUAAUCUCAGUACUUGUACUUGAGUUAAACUCUAAUUUGAUGACAUUUGGCAUCAUUAUGACAGAAAAACCCUUGUUUGUGUUUGUGCCGGUACUCAUUCUGGUUUCUGAUGAUUUUAGAGUACGUUUACAUGAUUUUCAGUAAAGUGGAGCUAGGCUCAUAGCUCAAUAAGGUGAUUUAACUGGACUUCAGUCGACAAGCACAGGGUGAGACUGGAGUUAUUGACAAAGGCGCAUCCACCUCCACUUUGGUAGGUGUCAGUAUUCCCCUUUUCAGCUUAUUACUCUUGGUCCAUCUCUGGGGUCAACUUAUUGUGUCACACUCCAACACACUUGACAAACGUGUUAGCAAGAGACUAACACUUGGUGUGUGGAGCAAUGAAAGCACUGGCAACUUUUCUGUUCCCCCUUCUCUUCUGUCAAGGUUUUGUUUACUACCUGGUUCUCUACAAGGCAUUUGAGCCGUUCACUAACCAGGUCAAGGCCCAAUGUGUGUACUGUGGAGCAUGGGCAGCACACAGAGUUUGUGGCAGUUUGAAGCAUAUACAUGGAGAGGGAACUGUAUUAUUGGGGUAUGUUAGUCAAGCUGAGAGAAAUCUGAUGUAAGACCAUUUCAGUCAGACUUACAUGUUAACAUGUAUACAGAAGCCUAGUUUCAGUCAGACUAAGACAGUAAAUCGACAUGUGAACAUACUGACUGUAUAGUACCAAAUCACAUCUGAAGACAAAGUGCCAUCAUGCUUCAUCGUUGUGUUAAUUCAUGAAAACGCAUUCACACACUGAUUCGUUCUUUCUGCUGCUUUUACAGUGAUUUGUUUUGAAGGAAUGUGAUCCCUGUUGGGAAUAACUGUCCCCCUAAUCUCUUGAUAAUGAAUGUAUUGGGUUGGCUAUGAAAUGUGUCAUUGUAAAACUAAUGGUGAUGUACAAGUACACGAACAAGCCCAUUGAACCUUGCUUGCCUCUAAAGUAUUUAAUGUAUCCAAAGAGAUGAUUUGGUACAGGUGUUUUUCCAUCUUCUUCCUGUCAGUCUGAAAGAACUCAAACAUCUUCACAUGGACAUUGACAACUCUGAUUUAUUGGACGAAUGUGUCUUAAAGCCAAAUGUUCAAAGGAGCUCAUGAACUGAUGAAAGUUAUUAUGUGAUACUAACUAGAAGCUUUUGUUGAUCUGAAUCUGUUUCCAGUAGUUGAAAGUCGUCUUUUUGAUUCUGGAGUGUACACACUCUCACCUCAUGUUACAGGCUCUUUUGAUAGCUUUAAUUAGUCUUCUUUUGGUACUCUAGCUAUCCAUGGAUGGACCUUAUUCAGCUCCUCAUACUCUCACUGUACAUAAUGUGUAGUGACUUUGCAAUAUUACUUCACCUUUUAACUUUUUGCACAUUUUUGUGUGCUGUCAAAUGUUUAAAAUUGUGCUUCCAAGGGGUUUGUGCUGUCUGAGGUACUGGCAAAGUACAAGUGACAAUAAUUUUAAAUUGGGAAUAAAGUGUUAUUGUCUAAUAAGACAGUUAUGAAGUGUUACUUUCAUUUAAGCACUGAUGUCAGUGGACAGCUUGUUUGCUGUAUUUGCUGUAUGCUUUGGUCAAAUACAAAUAGACAUGAAAAGAAAAACAGUGCCGACAGAUACAUCAGAGAAAAAGAGGAACGCUCACCAUCUUGCUGUAGGUCAGUGCUUCAUCAGAUUUGCCUUUAUCAUUUAAGUCUAGAUGGAUUGUUUUGCACAUGCCUGAAAGUGUGCUCCAAGUGUUGUGAGUUAAAGUCAGUCCUUUUCCACCAAAAGUGCAAACAUAUGGGGAUUUUGUUUCCAUGUUGAUGAAGCAUGCAUUGAACCUUUUGAUGGAGAUGACAUCCAGCUCAGCUCAGAUCUCACAAUCCUCCUCUGGCAGUCUUUUAAGUCUUCUACUGAUAAUAUGAUGCUGCUUGCCAUAGGCCACAUACAGAUGCCAGACACUAAGACUUAAGCUCCUGCUAAAUCCCUUGACGGUGCUUGUAAUGUGGCACACAGUUUUGGAGGAAAUGAUGACUGUGUUUAUAAAAGAUUUCACCAGUGAGUAAAGCGUCAUUCAGUUUAAAGAGCUGGUGCACAGAAGCCGGCACAAUCGAGCGUACAGUGAUGUUAGUGCCCCAACAUGGCUGAGGCCUGGAAAUGACUUUUUCAUAUUGACAGAAGAUUAACAGGAAAAAACAGAGAAAUCUUCCACAACAAACUGAGAAUUUCACUAAGUUAAAGGUUGGUUGACGUUUUAUUUCAUUUGAUACCAUGAGCUUUGUUAUUAUAUUAAUUAGUUCACAUAACAACCAGUAUAUGCAAUGAUUGCAAAACUUGAUGUUUAGGGACAAGAAGUCUUGUUUUCUUUAGUGCUGUGGGAUGUGGAGGCGGUCUUUUUAAGAAUUGGGGUAAUAGAAGUGCAUAAAGUGCCAACACAAGCGUUACAGCAGUCUGAUAAUGAAGUUUACCUAUUAUCACAUACUGCAGUUUUAGAUAUAAUCACAAUCAUCAUGAUUGAUUUGUCCCAAUGUUGUCCUUUGUAUAAUAAACUCCCUCUGAAUAAAA
Xyrichtys novacula (pearly razorfish) is the source of this 23925-nucleotide messenger RNA. NCBI's taxonomy places the organism in Eukaryota, Metazoa, Chordata, Actinopteri, Labriformes, Labridae. The record is from the annotation of a GenBank genome assembly.